Messenger RNA from Nasonia vitripennis (jewel wasp), 3208 nucleotides. RefSeq names its product condensin complex subunit 3 (gene Cap-G). Gene Ontology annotation, cellular component: condensed chromosome; cytoplasm; condensin complex. Gene Ontology annotation, biological process: mitotic chromosome condensation. The coding region runs from base 187 to 3021 and encodes 944 amino acids. The record is from RefSeq and is a predicted model, not a curated record. The transcript has 8 exons. Lineage: Eukaryota; Metazoa; Arthropoda; Insecta; Hymenoptera; Pteromalidae.
AGUUUUCAAAAGUUGUUGAUGGUCAACGUACUUUUGUCAUGAGAACGGCGCAUGCCGAUACGAGCUGUGAUACUUUGCAAUCUGUGAAAAUAACGCCUGCAGUCUGCAUUCUGCACAAGUUGCAUUAUUUACAACUUUUUGCCAUUUUAUAUCUUAGUUAACGCGUGAAUCGAAGAGUCCUUCAAAAUGGUUCAGAGAGUUUACGUUGACAAAAUCAGUGAUAUAUUCACUGCAGUCCAAUACAACCGUACUUGUCAUCAGAAUUACAUGAAAAAAUUAGCCAAGUAUUACGACAAGAUGGACUUUGAUCAAUUUCUGGAAGAAUUCAUAAGUAACCUCAGAAUUCCUAUGUGCUAUAUGGAAAAGCAUCCUAAUGUUGAGAAUACAUUACAGUUUGCAGCUAAAUUUGCUAUCAGCCUACAGCCACCUCAGAGUGAAAAUGAGGAAGAGUACGAAGAAAUGUGUCCCCUUCUUGAACGACUCUUUGAAUUUCUUCUGGCACACCACGAAGUAAAGGAAGUCGCGGUGAGAUUUCGGGUUUGUUAUUUUCUCAAUAUGCUUUUGGAUACCAUGGGUGACAAUGCAUCCAUAGACGACGAACUAUGUAAUCGAAUUCUACAAUGCAUGACUGAUAGGAUCUUAGAUAAAUCACCAAAAGUAAGAGCUCAAGCUGCAAUUGCACUUCAUAGACUUCAAGAGCCAAAUAAUAAAGAGUGUCCAGUCAUUGGUGUGUAUUUGUUUCAUGUAGCAAAAGAUCCUAGUGCAGAAGUAAGAAGAGUAAUUUUAGCGAAAAUGGCUAAAAAUAAAAAAACUCUGGAUGCAGCCAUAAAAAGAACUAGAGAUGUUGAUGAUUCUGUACGUAAAAUGGCUUACCUGUUUAUUAGCAAAAUUACCGUAAAAUCCUUAACGAUCUCUCAGAGAGAACAGUUGAUCAAUAAUGGAUUGCAAGACAGAUCCGAUGUUGUUAAGAAAUGUGUGAGAGAGAUAUUGAUACCAUCUUGGCUUCGUUACUACGAUCAAAAUUACAUCAACUUUAUAAAAGCUAUAGAUGCUGAACAUGCAUCAGAGACAGCCUCGUUGGCAUUAGGCUGUUUAUUCAAGAAUGCAGAAAUUCCAUAUUUGAUAGAUCAGUUACCUUUGGAUAGUACUAAAUUUGUUCCACUGGAACAGCUUACUAGUGAGGUUGUAUUGUAUUGGCGUUGUUUGGCGGAAUUUUUAAAAACUGAAAAUUACACUGAAGAGUUUGAACAAAUUUUGCCAGAACUAACACCAUUCUGUGCAUACAUCAAAGACUUUGUCACACUAACAGAAGCGAGAUCCAAUAAACAGUACGAGCAAGUGACACAACAAUUUAUCCUGUAUCAGUUGUUUGAAAUGAUUAAAUUGUAUGAUCUGGCUGAUGAGUUAGGAAGGAGAAAUCUGAAGGAAUUGAUUUUAGAAACAUUGCAAACAUACAACUGUUCAAAUAAAAUUAGUGAAUGCAUUGUAAAAUAUUUUGAAAACGUGGUGCCUGAUGUAAAUGACAGAGUCGCCCUUCUAGUUGAAGUUAUCAAUGAAAUAAGAAUGCCUACAAGAACAAACCUUGUGCUCCCAAUGUCAGAUGAUGAACGUCAUGAAAGAAAAAUGAAGCAAUCAAAACUUGCAAUGCAAUUAUUAGAAAUAGAAGAUUUGGAGUAUGCAGCUAUUCAGCGCAAAGAUUAUACAGAAGCAGCAGUUUUAAGCAAACAAGCAGCUAGCAUUACAGAGGAAAUAAGAAAUUUAGCAAAGGAACCUGAAAUUAUAGAAUCACAAACCCCUUGUGAAGAGAAAACAGACCCAGAGACAAUGAUACAGUGUCUGCAGAUCAUGUACUACAUGAUGCAAUCCAGCACAAUAACAACUCUAUCACCAACUUUAAGAACUCUCAUGGAGAGUAUUGCGCUACCAUACGUCAGUCUCCAAAAUAAUCACGAACAAGUGCUGUCCUUAGCGUUAAAAUGCGUUGGGCUUUGUUGUCAUUCAGACAAAGAUUUGGCUAAAAAGUACUUUAUGAUGUAUUGCCUUUACAUCUCUGAAUCUACCAGCGAUGAUGUUUGGAUAGCAGCAACAGAAGUAAUAUUUGACUUGUUGCUGAAAUUUGGUUUUGAACAUUUUGACAUAACACCAGACGAAGAAAAUAAUCCACAAAAUGGCAACAAGAGAAAUAGAUCGGUUCGUUUAUAUUCCCAUAAUGACGAAGAUAUAAAUGUGAAUGACAAACAAAUACGCACUGUAGAUGGAAGUAAUAACGUUAUAAAAGUUCUCAUGGCUUUAUUAGACAAUCAGGUGGAAAAUUUACAGUCAGUGGCAACCGAGGGUCUGUGUAAAUUGAUUUUACACAAAAGGAUAAGCAGUCAUCAGUUGAUAUCGCAAUUAUUGAUCUUGUGGCACAAUCCAUCUACAAAAAGUAAUCCAACGUUAAGUCAAUGCCUAUGCAACUUUUUCAAUCUUUACAUGAGUAAGGUUUCUGAAAGCCAAGCCAUUUUAGAAGAAGCAUAUUUACCAACAUUGAAAAUGUUGGCAAAUGCACCUGAGAUGAGUCCCUUACAGGAGGUUGAUGCUCUUAGAGUUAGUGAAGUCAUUAUUGGACUCACAUGUUGUGCUAUUCACAACAAUUAUAGUACACACAAUCAACUCACAUACACUAUAUUAAAUGAAAUUUUAAAUCCGGACACUGAAAUUGAGUUGGAUGUGCUCAUAAAAUCCUUGAAAAUGCUGGAUGUGCAAUUAGAUGGCCAGAACUUGAAAAACGACAUUUUAAAGGCUUUGGACGAUGCUGAAGAUUUGCUGAAUGGUUCCGGAGAAAAAAGACUGCUUAGAUACAUCCACCAAUUCAGGGAAAAAAUAACGACCAACCGAAUCGACGAAACAGCACAAUCGGAAAACCCCGAAAACCCAGGUCACCCUAAUAACCAAGAAGAAAACGUUGAAAAUGCCGAAGAACAAGACCAGGACGAAGAUGAAGAAGAGGAACAAGACAGCGAUGGAGACCAUGAGCAUUGAAAUUUUGUUACCCAUUUAUAUGAAGCAAAAAAAAAACGAAUCAUAGUAUAUUUUAUAAAUAUUUGCGUUAGUUUUAACUAAAUAUUUCAAGAGUAUCAGUAUUUUGUGAUUCAUAAAUAUGUAUAUAUAUUUUUUAAUCUAUUAAGUAUUGUUGUAAAGUUUAUGCGAAAAUCGAUCGACGAACAAA